Molecule: messenger RNA, 2925 nt
Organism: Monopterus albus (swamp eel)
Lineage: Eukaryota; Metazoa; Chordata; Actinopteri; Synbranchiformes; Synbranchidae
Product: recombining binding protein suppressor of hairless-like
Exons: 11
Coding region: 236-1693 (485 amino acids)
Biological process (GO): regulation of transcription by RNA polymerase II
Cellular component (GO): nucleus
Molecular function (GO): DNA-binding transcription activator activity, RNA polymerase II-specific; RNA polymerase II cis-regulatory region sequence-specific DNA binding
Source: RefSeq, a predicted model, not a curated record
UUUUUUCUUUUCUCGCGCGACUUUGUAACUUUCCCACGGUUUUAUUCCGUCUACCCUCUGCUCUUCGCCCCUCCCCUCUUUUCUCAACCUUUAGCCCGUUACCUCCUCCUCUUUUUCUCCCUUGCUUCCCUUCCAGUCUGGUUCUUCUCCAGUUGUGGCGUUGGAUUUGGCGAGGGACUAGGGGAGGGAUCUCGCGAUUGUUGGACUUUUUUUCGGGGACAGAUUUACUCGGAAGAUGGCGCCCGUUGUUACGGGGAAGUUUGGUGAGCGACCACAGCUUCAGCGUUUGACAAGGGAGGCUAUGAGGAAUUACUUGAAGGAGAAGGGUGAUCAAACGGUGCUCAUACUCCAUGCAAAAGUUGCACAGAAGUCAUAUGGCAAUGAAAAAAGGUUUUUCUGCCCUCCACCGUGUGUGUAUCUGAUGGGCAGCGGUUGGCAGAAGAAGUUAGAAAAUAUGGAGAAGGAGGGAUGCACAGAGCAGGAGGCCCAGCCAUAUGCAUUCAUUGGGAUAGGCAACAGUGAGCAGGAGAUGCAGCAACUCAAUCUGGAGGGGAAGGUAUGUGUGAGUGACGCAGAUAAAAGGAAACACUUUAUGCUCUCUGUGAAGAUGUUGUACGGAAACAGCACAAACAUAGGAGUGUUCCUUAGCAAGAGGAUCAAAGUCAUCUCCAAGCCCUCCAAGAAGAAACAGUCCCUGAAAAAUGCAGAUUUGUGUAUAGCUUCGGGGACUAAAGUGGCAUUGUUUAAUCGCCUGCGUUCCCAGACGGUCAGCACCAGAUAUCUUCAUGUGGAAGGGGGAAACUUUCAUGCCAGCUCCCUGCAGUGGGGGGCCUUCUAUAUCCACCUCUUGGAUGAUGAGGAGUCUGAAGGGGAGGAGUUUGCUGUGAGAGAUGGCUACAUCCACUAUGGCCAGACAGUCAAACUGGUCUGUUCUGUUACUGGCAUGGCACUGCCCAGACUGAUCAUUCGCAAAGUUGACAAGCAGGCUGUGUUACUGGAUGCAGAUGACCCAGUGUCCCAGCUCCACAAGUGUUCCUUCUACCUGAAAGAUACAGACAGGAUGUAUCUCUGUCUCUCACAGGAGAGAAUCAUCCAGUUCCAGGCCACACCAUGCUCCAAAGAGACUAACAAGGAGAUCAUUAACGAUGGGGCGUCCUGGACCAUCAUUAGCACUGACAAGGCAGAGUACACCUUUUAUGAGGGCAUGGGCCCUGUCCCCACACCAGUCACACCUGUCCCUGUGGUAGAAAGUCUGCAGUUAAAUGGUGGAGGAGAUGUGGCAAUGUUGGAGCUGACAGGACAGAACUUCACCCCUAAACUCAGAGUGUGGUUCGGCGAUGUGGAGGCUGACACAAUGUACAGAUGUGGUGAGAGCGUCCUGUGUGUGGUGCCGGACAUCUCUGCCUUCAGGGAGGGCUGGCGCUGGGUGAGGCAGCCAGUGCAGGUACCUGUCACAUUGGUCCGCAAUGAUGGAAUCAUCUAUGCAACCGCCCUCACUUUCACCUACACCCCUGAGCCAGGGCCACGACCUCACUGCAGUGCUGCUGGGGCCAUUUUGCGAUCACAUAGUACUUCAUCAUCAGCGGCAUCUUUAUCUUCACCAUCAUCACAGGGUGGGGAUGGUCAGGGGGCUUACAACAGUACUGACUCAGGCAUGUCAUCAGAAGCAUCGGCCAUGUCCAUGCUGUCAUAGUAAUACUUAUUUUGUGUGUGUGCUGUUUUGUAUGUGUGCUGUCAAUGGCUGAGUGAGAAAAUGUGUGUGUGUACUUUCCAAAGAGGCUCAUGGACCUGUGAAGAAUUACUUAGAGAGCGACUGGAAUCGUGAGGAAUGCAGGAGAGAGCUGAAGAAAAAUACUUGGGAUAAAUGACACUUCUCUUUAGCUCCCCCUUGUGGAUUGCUCUGGACAUGUCAUAAGGUGGAACUUCAUAGACAAGAUUGUCACCUAAAAAAUGACAGAUUUGUCUUCUCUCUCUCUUUUUACUGAGGCCAUGUUUUACUGAAAAGCAUGUGGAUUUAUCUGUUGUGUGUAAGGGAAAUAUUUUGUUGUAAGAGUAACAUAGUUUUUACAGACCAAGAAAUAUUAUUUUAUACAUAUUUUAUUGCAUAUGUACAUUUGACACUUUUUGUAUGACCCUGUAUAGUAACUUCACUUUUUUACCAAAUAGUUUGUUUUUUUUUAUGUUGGCUUAAUUGAAUUUUGUGUCAAUGGAGUGGUUGUGAUGAAAAUGACAUGUUUAUACAUUAGCUCUAAUAGUCAGGCAGCAGCUUUUUAAAUUUCUCCUCACCUGCUUUUUAGCCUCCAAAUACCUACUUAUUUAAUUGUCAUUACAGAACUUUUAGCAUCUCUGUAGGCUGUAUAAUAAUGGAAAAGAAAUGAUCAGGCUGUUGUUUUCAAGGAGGCACUUUAGACAACGAAUACCUGUAUCUGUCUGCACUUGCUGGCUGAUCAGCCUCUUACUGCUUUUUAUAUGAAAGAUGAGUGAAGUAAGCUGCUUGCUUCUGUGAAAUGCACUACCAGUGUAUAAGAUCUAAGUUUUCUAAACCGUUGCUGUUUUUGUACCCAAGUGCUCUAAAACUGAAGCAUGACCAGUCCCUCUCGUACCAUAGCCAUGUAGACAACCAUGCUUUUUUUUUUUCACAAAUAGUGAAGCCGUAAACACAAUUAUUCAAUCGGAAGAAUUUGGGAUUCUGAUCUUUUUGAAAUAUUUUCAGAGAAAGUCAAGACUCCAUGUUUACUGACUUUCUGGCUAUAAAUUCCUUCAUUUAUAAGGGCCUUAAUUUUCCUUUUCAGUUUGUGCUUAUGUCUACCUUGUUGUUUGCAGCACAUUUCAUUUAUUGGUCAGUAACACGACACUGAGAUGGAGCCUUGUGGGAUCAGGUUUUGCCAAACAUUGACUGCAAAUAAAGUAGAACUAAUCUUAAUA